Messenger RNA from Haliotis rubra (blacklip abalone), 1662 nucleotides. RefSeq names its product amiloride-sensitive sodium channel subunit beta-2-like. Lineage: Eukaryota; Metazoa; Mollusca; Gastropoda; Lepetellida; Haliotidae. Gene Ontology annotation, molecular function: ligand-gated sodium channel activity. Gene Ontology annotation, biological process: sodium ion transmembrane transport. The coding region runs from base 1 to 1662 and encodes 553 amino acids. The transcript is spliced from 12 exons. The record is from RefSeq and is a predicted model, not a curated record. Gene Ontology annotation, cellular component: membrane.
AUGGCAGGGGAUGUAUGUGACCAGGUAUCAAGUGGGAAGUCCCUUCGAUCCAUUCUGCAAAGAUUUGCUGACAGAACAUCCAUGCAGGGUGUGUCCUUUCUCAGAACCUCCCGGAGUUGGUACGCAAGGGUAAUUUGGAGUUCUCUCCUCCUGACGUCUUUGGCAAUGCUGUUUUAUCACCUGACCUACCUGAUACAGAUCUACUACAGUUGGCCAAAACACACAUCGAUGAGCAUAGGGUUCAGCCCAUUGCCUUUCCCAACUAUAACCAUCUGCAACACCAACCCCGUGAGGUUGAGCCAAAUGAAGAAUGUAUCCAGGGAACUGAAAAUGUUCUUCGAGAAGACCAACCCUAACUAUCUCGCUCAAGAACUAGAGAGAGAGAAUCGUAAGACGAUUCUCGAAAACACAGCGUCGUUUGGAUUAAUCAACAUUAACUUUACCACCGUGGACUACUUCACGCAGAUGUCGAACAUUCAAACGCGGGAGCAAGGGAGGGAAAUGGGUCUCAAUGAAAGUUCAACCUCUGCCAACAUUCAGAUUGAAUUCCAGAACCUGUUUAUGAAAGAGACACGGCAGAGGAGGAUAGCUAUUGGACAUCAACUGGACGACAUGAUGAUGGAUUGCUCCUUCGCCUGCCAAACAUGUAGUCAAAGGCAUUUCAUUAGGAAAACGUCGUCCACAUUCGGGAACUGCUACACCUUGGAGCACACGAAGUUCGUCAGCAAGAGGAGUGGUCCGACACAUGGUCUGCAACUUAUUUUGAACCUGGAGAACUAUGAACAACUGGAGGGUAUCACGACGGGUAACGGGUUCCAGCUGGUAGUCAACCCCCACGGCAUGCUGCCCUUCCCAGUCCAUGAUGGGAUCACCAUAGAUGCUGGAAAGGAAACGAAUAUAGCUUUGAAGAAGGUGGCGAUCCACCGACUGGGCGCUCCCAAAUGGGACUGUGAAGACGGGGAGAUGUUUCGACGCAAAUACAACAUCACCUACUCCGUGCAGACUUGCCAGCUGCUGUGUGAGCACGAGAUGAUCUCCAACACGUGCAAGUGUUAUCACGUGUCGGAGGAGGAGAUGAUCAUACUCAUGAACACCACUAAAGCUUACCCGGCAUGCCGGACUAAGAAACAGGUUCGCUGUGUGCUGGACCAGAUGGCAUUGUUUGAGACCACGACACAAAACUGCAGUUGUGGGAAUCCUUGCAGAGAAACAAAGUACGAGAAGAGGUUAUCCUCCCGACAAUGGCCUUCGCACAGCUAUGCGAACGUGCUGAAACAGAAGCGUUGCAAGGUGAUCUCCGCUGCCGACUGCGCAAAGCUGAACAUCCCUCCAACGGACCUAAGUUUAAACUUCGCUAAACUGAACAUCUUCUACGAAGACCUCAACUACGAAGUAAUGAAAGAGGAACCAGAUUAUGAGCUGACCCAGUUCGUGUCUGACGUUGGAGGUACCCUUGGCCUCUGGGUUGGAUUAUCCGUCCUCAGUAUAUUCGAGCUCGUGCAGCUGCUCCUCGAGUUAUCCACGUUUGCCACGUGCAGCGCGUGCAGGGCGAACGGCCCGGAUGAUGACACCCAGAAGUUGAAGGAGAAAAAGCCACCUGACUUUCUUCCUUCCUACCCAUCCAACCCAACCGGUCACAUUUCCGGCUUUUCGGGCUACUGA